Molecule: messenger RNA, 1206 nt
Organism: Penicillium salamii
Lineage: Eukaryota; Fungi; Ascomycota; Eurotiomycetes; Eurotiales; Aspergillaceae
Source: the annotation of a GenBank genome assembly
AUGUCAACACUCUUUGGCGGAAGCCAACCCCAGGCAAACACCUCUCUCUUUGGUAAUGCCACCAAUGCCACCAAACCAUCGCCCUUUGGCGCGCCAGCAGCUACAGGUCAGACUGGGUCUUUGUUUGGCGGAACACAGAACCAAGCAUCGACAGGAGCUGGAUUUGGCGCAGGUGCUACUCAGCAACAACCUGGAUCACUGUUCGGCCAACAACCUCAGCAGCAGCAAGCCACUGGUGGUUUAUUUAGCGGCAACCAAGCGCAAAGCAGCAUGUUUGGUGGUCAACAGCAGCAGGCGCAGCAGCAGCAGCAGCAGCAGCAACAGCAACAGCAACAGCAACAGCAACCACAGCAAUCCCAAUUCGGCCAGACUACUAUGGCGACACCACAAACUCAACAGCAGCAGCCAUCCCUCUCCUCUAGUCUUUGGUCUCCCGGCCGUGCGAUAACCGGAGUCCACCGAACGGUGCCGAUGCAAGUCGCCAUCAUCAAAGAUAAAUGGGACCCUCCGAGCUCAUCUUCGCCAUUCCGCGCUUACCUGUAUAACAACGUCGGCGAGGAGGCCGCACCUUUCUACCAACCUGGUCCGGAGGACGAUGAAUCUAAAUGGGAGGAGGCUUUGCGCAAGAGACCGGGCCCAGGAUAUGUCCCGGUGCUAGUCAAGGGCUUCUGGGAUCUCGGAAAGCGCGCCCAACGACAACGGGAUUUCCUUACUAUGAUGCAGUCCCGCCUGCAUGAAAUCAAUAAUUGCCUGACUGGACUUCUCUCGAAGCACGACCUCAACAUUUCUGUCAAGAUCGCCGACUGCCGCCGAAAGCAUAUCAUUCUGAGCAAGCGGUGCCUCGCCCUUGCCGCCAAGACACAGAUUCUCCGCAACCGAGGCUAUGCCAUGGAUGAAGCAGAGGAGGAGCUGAAGAAGAAGCUGUUCGAGCUGGAACGUCACGUCUUCGACCCAUCUCUCAACGGCCGCGCCGAAGAAAUCUGGGCUCGUAUGCUGGCUAUUCAUGAGCAUUCCAAGCGACUGCAGGUCGAACUGGAUCGCGCUGGUGUGAACGUGGCGCAAGCGGAGGACGAUAUCGAUGAGCAGACAUUGAAGACAGCAAAGAAGAUUUUGGAUGACUAUCACUCUCAGAUCCAGCAUCUGCAGAAAGAGAUGGAAUCCAUCAAAUCCGACUUCGACGAGACGGAGAAGGCCCUUCGACACUAA